AGGAAGGUACUCAAAAGCACUUGUCUCAGUGUAAUGUGAAAUUCAAAAACAAGAAUAUAGUUAAAUGCAUUCAUUGCCAUUAGUUAACUUUAAAUGCUCAAGGCAUGUAUAGUUGAUAUUACUUUUUUAACCUUCCAUACUUUCGUUUGGGCCACACUUCAAGAUCAUUUAAUACUUUGGGAUGCUAGUAAUUGGAGGUUUCAAAGGAAUCAAAAUGAAAUGUAUGUCAACGAGGGCGAUAAUCUUAUUUUUAUAUGUCCAACAAACCGAACAUUUUCCCAAAACCUUUUCUGGACAUCUGAUUCUCGUGUACAGCUGGAAUGCGAAGAGACGACGCCAAUAAAAGUUGUCAAACUUUUAGACUGCUUUGGUGACGAUUCGGCUUCAGAGUUUGUGCUCAAAGUCAGUAGAUUCCCAGAGAUCGUAUCACUUCCAAGCUUUCAGCAUAACAUUCCUGUUCAUUUCGUUGCUCAGUCUGUUGUAUGUCAGAAAAACAAUUUUCGUUUAAGUGUGAAACUGGCUGCUGAAAAUAUGGCUACAAACCCAAAUGUUACUUCUCCAGUUUCAAUAGCACCUGCCGAGAAAUCUCAGUCGACAAGUCAUAGUAAAAAGUUUAGUACUACCCUGGACAAAAAUAAGCUCACAAGGUAUCCGAUGAAUAUCUCUUCAAAUACAGAUAUCGACCACGAAGUAGUCAGUGUCAAAAAUCCACGUUGGUUGGAAUACAGAUUCUUACUUUUGUCGGGAAUAUUGGCGUUUUCAACACUAAUUGGAAUGCAGAUUGUUCUUUGCAGCUUUUGGUUACCUAACUCAGUAACAAACAGAAUCCUCAACUGUUUGCGUAAAUGUAAGCAAAUCCCCAAAACGACCACAUACACGAAUCAAAUAAUAACUGAUAAAAAUAAGGAAGAUGCGAGGUCUGCCAACAGCAAUUACGAAAUGUAUGCAUUAAAAGGUGUUGAUAAUUCAAGAACAAAGAGGGAAUGCUUAUUAUGGAAUCCAUCGAAUAAAAGUUUAGAAUUCUCUAACAUAAACAAGACGUUUGUACAGGCCUGUUCGACUUCGAAUUGUUUUAGCAUUCCCUACUAUCAAACAUAUAACUGUGUAAUAGCAUAUAAGUACCAACAGUCUAACUUAAACGCACAGAAUUUUCACUAUGAUAAAUCAUUACUAGCAAAUACCUCAAGUAAUAGGACGUCCAGUGGAAAGUCAUUUUCUACAAAUAAUUCAAUAGUUUUGUUCAACUGCCCUAAUGAUGUGACCAUCUUGUGAUUCCACAACACUUCACUGAAUGUUUUACGAGCUGUACUAAAUUCAAAUCUGAUACAACAAGAAAAUUGUGCAUAUGUAAAGGAUUUUCGAGAGCAUAAGUAACAGUGUCAAUACACUAUUGGUAUAUUGUGUUAAAUUUAUUCAGCAGCAGCAGAUUUUGGUUAUUCCAAAACAAAUAAACGUUUGUAAUGUACAGCAUAGUGUCAAAAUGGGAUUUUAUCAUUUAUGCAGUAAAAGAAGAAAAUCGAAAUUGGUACACAGCAGGAAAGUGAUGUGUAUGAAUAAAUGUUCCCUUUUUAUAUUAUUAUAAUUCAUUUCUAGUCUGU
Molecule: messenger RNA, 1598 nt
Organism: Trichobilharzia regenti
Lineage: Eukaryota; Metazoa; Platyhelminthes; Trematoda; Strigeidida; Schistosomatidae
Source: the annotation of a GenBank genome assembly